This is a messenger RNA of Carlito syrichta (Philippine tarsier), 799 nucleotides long. RefSeq names its product cysteine rich secretory protein 1 (gene CRISP1). Gene Ontology annotation, biological process: binding of sperm to zona pellucida. NCBI's taxonomy places the organism in Eukaryota, Metazoa, Chordata, Mammalia, Primates, Tarsiidae. The record is from RefSeq and is a predicted model, not a curated record. The transcript is spliced from 8 exons. Gene Ontology annotation, cellular component: extracellular region. The coding region runs from base 53 to 799 and encodes 248 amino acids.
AAAGACCUGGUUCUCAUCAGGACACAAAUUUACAAGCUGAGUGGAUUUGGGAAUGGCAGUUAAAUAUCUCUUGCUUUUGGUUGCUGCUGCUGGCUUACUGCCUGUUUUGGCCAUGAGAGUAAAACCAGCUAAAGUCCAAUUUGAUAAACUCCUCACUGAGAUGGAAAAUGUACAAGAGGAAAUUGUUAAUGUACACAACACCCUCAGGAGAGGAGUGGUUCCCUCAGCCGGCAACAUGCAGAAGAUGAGUUGGAGUGAAGAGGCAGCACAAAAUGCCAGGAUUUAUUCAAAGUAUUGUGAUGCAACAGAGAGCAAUCCACUUGAGAGGAGACUUGCAAAUACUUUUUGUGGAGAAAAUAUGCAUGUGGCAUCUUACCCUGUUUCGUGGUCACAUGUAAUUGGAGUCUGGCACAGUGAGUCUAAAAAUUUCAAAUACGGGCAAUGGACAUCAGAUGAUGACAUAAUGACUGACCAUUACACUCAGAUUGUUUGGGCCACUUCUUACCUUAUUGGCUGUGGCAUUGCAUCAUGCCGUCAGAAAGGAUUACCUCGAUAUCUCUACAUCUGUCAUUACUGUCAUGAGGGAAAUUAUCCUGAAACAAAAAAUCAACCUUAUAAGACAGGCACCCCGUGUGAAGAGUGUCCACAUGACUGUGAAGAUAAGCUUUGUACUAACCCCUGCCUCUACUAUGAUGAAUACACAAACUGUGAUGAACAAAUCCAAAGUCUUGGAUGCAACCAUUCAUCAUCUGCACUAUUCUGCAAAGCUUCUUGUCUGUGUGACACUGAGAUAAAAUAG